AUGGAUGAUUUGGGUGCAGUUUCUGAACCCUCUGUUCAAACAGAAAAAGAAGAUAAUAAAUCAAAGUCACCAGAGACAGAGUUACCGCAGCCUCCAGAUUCUAAUCCAACAGUUUCUGAAGCCUCUGUUCAAACAGAAAAAGAAGAUAAUAAAUCAAAGUCACCAGAGACAGAGUUACCGCAGCCUCCAGAUUCUAAUCCAGCAGGUCAGCCUGCUGAAGCUUGGAAAAGUGGGCUAUGUGCUUGCUGCAAUAAUCCGUGCAAUGGUGAUACUCUCUCUCUCAAACUCAGUGGUUUCAUUUUGAACUACACUAAUGAAGCAUGUUGUACUAGUACAACGCUUUACAUGGGGAUGUGCUUGGGGAUAGGCUUAUGCUGCAAGUGGAAGUAUGGGUUAUGUGAACAGACAGCAGACUACCGAACUAAACUGAGGAGAACGUUCAACCUUGCUGAGGGUCCUGCACUGGACUGGGUCACUCAUUUAUGCUGUCAUUGUUGUGCUCUCUGUCAAGAAUACAGGUAA
Messenger RNA from Pistacia vera, 522 nucleotides. Its product is annotated as protein PLANT CADMIUM RESISTANCE 7-like. Lineage: Eukaryota; Viridiplantae; Streptophyta; Magnoliopsida; Sapindales; Anacardiaceae. The record is from RefSeq and is a predicted model, not a curated record. The transcript is spliced from 3 exons. The coding region runs from base 1 to 522 and encodes 173 amino acids.